This is a messenger RNA of Caenorhabditis remanei, 801 nucleotides long. RefSeq lists its product as uncharacterized. The transcript has 3 exons. Lineage: Eukaryota; Metazoa; Nematoda; Chromadorea; Rhabditida; Rhabditidae. The record is from RefSeq and is a predicted model, not a curated record. The coding region runs from base 1 to 801 and encodes 266 amino acids.
AUGUCUGAAAUCACCAACAUCACCAGCUUUUUUUUCAAUUUUUUUACCGCUGAUGAAAUUGAAACCUUGAUUAACCAAUUACGAGUUAUCUUUCGAAUAAUUGCUAUCCCAUACAUUACAUUGGUUAUCCUGUCUCUUGCCCUAAUCCCAGCAUUCCUUCGAAGAAAACAUCACAUAGACAACUUAGAAUCUUGGAAAAAACUACAAGAGUAUCCGGUGAUCAACCACGCGUUCUAUGUAAUAAAAAACCCUUUAUACAUCGGAUUCUUACUGGUACAAUGUGCACUUUUCCCAAUUGCCGUGUAUAUGGUAAUGAGCUCCAGCUGGGACAAUUCAUUAAUGCUAAUCCUUGCCACUGUCGAAUCCCUUGUUUUCCUGGUCGGCUAUUAUAUUGUUGGCUUGUUUAUUCAUGUGUACCUGGUGUUGAUGGCUUAUGAGAUUGCAAUGGCCACAAAUGACAAAUUAUUGGAUGAGCAAGCUGCCAAGAAGAAAAUCUGGAUCAAAAGUCUUUAUGCUCUUUUCAUUGGGAAGGAUUCCCUAUUGAAACUAGUAUUGUUUCUCUUUGAUUGCGCUCUUGUUAGCUACAAUCCGGAGUUGAAAUACAUGCAAAUAUCGGAUGUAGCUGGAACAAUUUUCACUGUGACUAUUCAUCUUAUGGCAGAUUUUGCAGUGAUUGGCGUUUUUCUUUUGGUAGAUCACCGACGAAAUAUUCAUUUUCUCAUAAAGUUGCUUGGAGCGACUAGUAUGGCACUACCACUUAUUAUCCAGGCAACUACAAUUAUUUGCUUCAAGAAAAACUGA